This is a messenger RNA of Durusdinium trenchii, 2652 nucleotides long. NCBI's taxonomy places the organism in Eukaryota, Dinophyceae, Suessiales, Symbiodiniaceae. The record is from the annotation of a GenBank genome assembly.
AUGGCUGAUUAUUUCUCUUCAGGGGCGACGGCCAGUGCUGCAGCAAGAGCUGAUGCUCUAAGAGGGCCGCUGCCCAUGCAGAUCGAUCCAGGCCCCCAAAUGGCCAAGGACGGCGACUCGCCGAGAAAGAUCGAGUCCUCCUUCAAUCUGGAGUACGAGGGCGGCGGCGGCUCAAAAGGUCGAGGCCGUGGACGCAAGUCUGGAAGGACUCCGAAGGCGUCCGCUGCCGCUGCGGAGUUCCAGCCGCCGUUUGGAUAUGGGUAUCCGCCCAUGCCGCUGCCCUUCCCGCAAGCCGCCUUUGGCGCCCCGCCCUUGCCCCUGCCGCCCCAGCAGUACGCAGCGCUCAUGCAGGGGCAGAUGAACCAGAUGAAUCAGAUGAACAUGUACUUUGGGCAAGGCAUGACCAUCCCCCCGAUGUAUCCGCCAGUGCCCCCCGUGGUGGAGCCCACAGGAGCUCCAAAGAACGCAAAGCCCAGAAGAACCGACAUGGCAGGAGGGAAGGCAGGACCUCGGGAAGCCAAAGGGAAGCGACGAGCCAAGGGGAAGAAUGCCAAGGAGGAGCCCGCAGCAGCCCUCGAAGAUGAUGAGACCUUAAGCGCACAGCUUAACCAGGUGAGAAGGCAGCUGAGAGAUGUGCCUCUAGACGAGAUACUUCAGGAGAACCUGGUGUCGGAAUUCGCAAAGGACCAAUACGGCACCCGGUACCUCCAAUCGAAACUUGACGAGGCUCGAGAGGAGAGCAAGCAACUGGUUUAUAGUGCCAUCCGAGAAGAGGCACCCGACCUGGCGCGGGAUCCGUAUGGCAACCACCUCGUGCAGAAGGUCUUUGACUCGGCAGAUGCUCAGCAAAAGAAGGCCAUGGUUGCUGCCCUGCAGGGCCAUGUGGCCAAGCUCAGCCAGGACCAGUGCGGUUGCCGGGUGAUCCAGAAGGCGAUCAACGCGGUGUCCAAGGAGUCACAGCAGCAGAUCUCCCGGGAGUUGGAGGAUCACGUGGACGAUUGUAUCCGGAACAUGCAUGGCAACCACGUGAUCCAAAAGUGCAUCGAGCAGAUGCCUCCCGACUCGGUGAACUUCAUCAUCCGAGCGGUGGAGCAGCGAGCAGAAGAGACCGCGCGACACGUGUAUGGUUGCCGCGUGAUCCAACGGCUCCUUGAGCACUGCGUCUCUGAGCAACUGAAGCCUAUGCUCGAGCAGAUCCUGCAAAACGUGGCAGUCCUGGCGAAGGAUGCAUAUGGGAACUAUGUGGUUCAGCACAUGCUUGAGCAUGGCCGCAAGGAAGACAAACAACGCAUCAUCCAGACCAUCCGGCAGAACAUUGCCGACUUCUCCAGAGAGAAGUACUCGAGCAAUGUGGUGGAGAAGUGCUUUGAGAUCGCCACAGUGGGCGAGCAUGCAGAUAGCGAGAUCAUUCAGCAGGAGCGAGCAGCUCUCUUGCAGACCGUCCUAGAAGUGCCGGAAGUGCUCUACGCCAUGUGUACCAACACCUACGGCAAUUACGUGGUGGUCGAGCUGGACGGACGUGAUCCGGUCGGAGGGCUUUUUCCUUUGCGGAAAGAACAUGUCGUGGCUUCUUUGCGCCUGAGGCAGUUGGCGUUCCGCACGGCGCGAGCUAGCUGCACUGCCAGCGGCGCAGUGGGUCUUACGGUCUUUGGGCUGGUGGUGUGCCCGUACGUAUGGCGGCGCGCACCGCUGAGCGACGCCGAAAGUGAAGCGUUGGAUGAGGACCUGAUGCAGAUCACCGCGCUGGAUAGGGGCGACAAGCUCUCUGCUGCAGAGAUCUGGGCUGCUGUCGCGGAACUGCGGGUGCCACCCUUUUCCUUUCACGACUUGCAGCGUCCGCUGUGCUUCGGACUCUUUCAACUCGUGGGACGCUUCACCUUCGCCUGCUACUCCGAUGCCUCCGGGGUGAUGACGCUUCAAGAGUUCCACUGUGCGGUGCAUAAGAUGGUCGACCUGGCCUUGGAAAUUCACAGCCACGUGGUCGUGGCGAUCGGCGCGGGCCAUGCCAGGAGCUCGCCCGUGGCCCGGGCGAAAGCCGUCCGAGAGCUCAGCUCCUUGAUGGUCCCUGGUCUUUUCCGGGUCCUGGACUUUGAUGCGUCGGGCGACAUCGGAACUCAUGAGUUCCUCCGUGGGGCGCUUUUGCUCCUGGCCACGGUACAAGGCGCCCCACUCGACACUCCCCAGCUGGCAGAGCUGGCGUUCCGCCUGGCGGACAGCGAUGGGGACGGCUACGUCACGGCGCUGGAGCUGGGACGAUGGGUGGCUCGCGCGGUAGAGCACGGAGUGCUGGAGCCCGAACUGCAGAUGGAACCGCGAGGGCCCUUUGGGCUCUUCGGGGAGCGGCGCUUGGAGCCCGCGCAGCUGGCGGCGAAGUGGUUGCGGGAAGCGGACUUGGACCGCGAUGGCAAGCUGCUGCCCGACGAGUUUCGCGUCUUGGCGCCCCGACUGCGCCUGCACCGCGUGAUCUCCAGCAUGGUGCAGCGGAUUAUGGAGCAUGCCCGUGGGGAUGCUGAGCUCCAGAGGCUCUACCAGGCCAUUCGAAGCGUGGAACACCAGAUCAUGACGAGGGAUGCGCCUCCCGGCGCCAAGGAGGACCUGCGAGAAGUCUUCAAGCAUAUCCAAAACUACAUAUCAAAGAUGAACAUGUCUUAG